CAAAUGUUAGCACACCACUAAUACGUCAGUAAGCAAUAUGAAUAUAAGUGCUAGUGGACACUUGUCGGAUUCUUAAGAGUUUUGACAAGAUUUACUUAAGCUAUCAGAUGAACCAAUAAGCUACUAUUUUUACUCGGGGUUAUGCCAGUGCACGUGCACCCAGUGACCGUUUGAGAGCGAGAGAGAGAGAAUCAUCUUUGUGUUAUAAAUAAAGCUUUGUUAUGAACUUUGGCUUCAACACAGCUACCUGGGUGUAAAGGAAUACCGACAUUUGAGUUUCUCGUUUUCACAAACGAAAUCCUGGCUUCGGUUUUCUCAUCCUAGUUAUUAUAUAAAAAGAAGUUAACAUGAUGGAAAGAGAAAGAGGGCACUCUUGGAAGUGCCUGUGAGCAGGAUGGAAAGUAUGAUGAAACUAACAACACAGAACCCAUUGUCACUGCUAUUUAAGUUUGGUAUUAUGGGGUGGAAUGGAACCUGUGCUGAUAAUUGUUCAGGACAUGGAGAGUGCCAUAAUGGCACUUGCCUGUGUGAGAUUCAGUUUGAUGGACCGGAAUGCCAUGUACCAAACUUGAGCUAUUAUGUGGCAUUCGCUACAGUCUUUUUCUUGCUGGCACUAAUCUGUCUGAUCCAGCUGGUUAUAUGCAUCGUAGCAGAAUGGCAGCGAAUGAAAGCACCUUCACUUCUUCGAGCUUGUCGUGUUACCACACAGAAAUUGCUGUAUUUUGUGGUGUUUUUGGCUGCCAUUGUCAGAGGUGCAUACUUCACAUCACCGGCUGCAUUUGAAGAAGGUUGGUCACGCAGCAUUAUGAGUGCAUACUACCCACUUUUGCUAUCUGGUUCAUCACUUGUUGUUUGCUUUUGGGCAGAGGUGUUUCAUUUGCGAGAUAUUCGUUGGGAAAAGCCGCAGUUUCUCUCCAAGUCUUUCCUGGGAUUUGUCACAUUUAAUAUAAUCACAUAUUCACUUCUGCUGGCAGAAUUUAUGACUACACGGUUUGCCAAUACAACCUUGGAAGAGAAGAGUUUUUAUACUCAUGUUUUCAAUGGUUGCUACGCAGUGUUGCUGUUCAUCGUUGUUAUCUUCUUUCUUAUCUAUGGUGUUGAGGUAUUCUUUAAGGUACGUGGAGGCUUCUUGCUUGAAACAACAGUGACGACAAUAGCCACAAGCAGCCGAACCCCUACACACAGUGAUCCAGGCAGUGAGUCCGCAGACCCAGCAGCUACAAGACUGUUUGUGAGUGCAGACAGUAAUCCACUGCCUCAGCAAAUUAUCAACACAUCACAGCUCCAUCAGUCACGUUUUGGCCUGUUAUCUCAGGCUUUCAUGCUCAUCAUAGUUAUUGCUUUUCUCUUCAGUGAGACUUUGUCUGAGUUCUGGAAGAAGAAAGUUCCACUGUACAGUCGCAAUUGGCACGACAUAGUCUUCCGAGUGGUGGAGAUAGGUGUUGCAUUGUGGUUCCCUUGUGUCCUAUGGAACUGUAUGAGUCCAGAACAGCUAUGGAUCUUAAACCCAAAACGUAUACUCAGAAAGUUGGAUUUGGAGCCUCCAAGCAAGCAGGCAGGCCAAGAGGGCACAUUAGACAAGGCAUCCCAGGCCACAGACGAGGAUGAUGCCUGUUUUUCCAAAGACUGUUGGAUCUGCUAUGAUAAUGAUCGUCAAGAUGUAGGUCCACUAAUCCAACCCUGCCAGUGUCGUGGGGAUGUGAGUAGUGUACACCAUGACUGUUUGCGGAGAUGGCUUGUAGAGAGUUCUGCAAGUGCCGAUUCCCUACACUGCAAAGUAUGCGGUUCUGCAUACCAAGUGGAGCAAGGAACACGGCUGGAUUGGCAACAUGGCUUCACGGCUCGGCACUGGCUGCAGACAACAGCCAUUGUGACAUGUAUGUGUGUGUCUGCAGCAGGGGCAUGGGUCACUAUUCAGAUUUUUGAAGACCCAAUGAUCCGCAUGCUGGCUGCUGGCAGUGCUCUUCUCAUACAGUAUGUAUGUGUGAGAUUCCUGGGUCUGAACACUGUAGUGGCGUACCAGCGUGCUAAAGUGUCCGCUCUUAGCAUUGUUGGUGGAAGUGGUCAUGUCGCUACCAUAAGUGAAACAGUGGCUGUAGACAUUCCCAAAACUCCAGCUCAGGCACACAUCUGAGUUAACUAAAUCUCAUACAGUUGUUCAGCACUGGUCUUAUUCUGUAAAUGGUGGAAACAAAUUUGUUAGUAUGUUAAUAUGUUUAUUUCAAAAGUUUAUUUAACUUUGUAACUGUUCAUAGAUAAUUUCUUGCCACAGCAUGUAUAUAACAUAUUUUUAUUUGUGUACCUGUAUUUUUGUUUAACAUAAAAAUGAAUUAUCCAUAGCUCUGUUUUUAUGUAUGCUUUGUAUGUGGCAACAAAUUGCAUGUUGAAUUAUUAUUGAAUUAGUGUUAGGAAUUAUCAGUUCAUGAGAAUAUUUUUAUUUUGUUUCAAUAAAACAGUUAAACUGUUUUGUAGAUAAAGAAAAUUGCCACUUUGGUGACUUUCAAGGUAUCAUUCUAAGAAACGGAUUUCAUUGAAAGCAAUAAUAUACCAAAAUUGGUAGGUUUUACCUUAAAGGCAUAAGAAAUGAUAUGGUUACCAACAUCUCUUAACUGAAAAUUGAUGAGUUUUUAGUAAUUCCUUGAUUGCUAGUUGAAAAUAAUUUGCUCUGUGUUGUUUUCUGUUAAUGUCGGUACUGAAGUCAGUUAUUGAUAUCCAAAAAUGUAAAUUAUUAGUAAUUUUGUAGUUUUGGAUGUGAGCGGUAAUGUAUCUAGUUACAGGUACAUGUACUAUUGUCUCUUCUAAUGAAGAGGGAUUCAGUCAGAAUGCAGUCUCCCCUCAUGUACAUAUGGUUUGGGAGAGGGAAGAAUUAUUGUUCAAUUUACCAUAACUUUUAUUUUCUUUUUAUUAUUUGUAAAUAAGUAGAGAAUAAUCACCCACUUACUGUGUUUGCUGUGUCAUUGCUCUUUCACAUAUUUGCCCCACUUAAUGUAUGAGGAGAAAAUAAAAUUUCAGUUUUGGACUAUGUAAUUA
This is a messenger RNA of Cryptotermes secundus, 3030 nucleotides long. RefSeq lists its product as uncharacterized. Gene Ontology annotation, molecular function: zinc ion binding. The transcript is spliced from 13 exons. Bases 395 to 2134 code for a protein of 579 amino acids. The record is from RefSeq and is a predicted model, not a curated record. NCBI's taxonomy places the organism in Eukaryota, Metazoa, Arthropoda, Insecta, Blattodea, Kalotermitidae.